This is a messenger RNA of Capra hircus (goat), 2386 nucleotides long. Its product is annotated as zinc finger protein 709. The record is from RefSeq and is a predicted model, not a curated record. The transcript is spliced from 4 exons. Gene Ontology annotation, biological process: regulation of transcription by RNA polymerase II. Gene Ontology annotation, molecular function: DNA-binding transcription factor activity, RNA polymerase II-specific; RNA polymerase II cis-regulatory region sequence-specific DNA binding. The coding region runs from base 149 to 1750 and encodes 533 amino acids. Lineage: Eukaryota; Metazoa; Chordata; Mammalia; Artiodactyla; Bovidae.
UCGGCUCCGUUUUCACUCCCUCAGGCUCGGCUAGUGAUCCGGUUUCCCACCUCUCAGAGACGCUAGCGGCACUGCCUCAGAGUCUGUCUUGUUGUGACCUACUGUGGGAGUCAUAGGAAGGACUCAGAGAGACCCAGGAAACCUAGAAAUGGACUCAGUGACCUUUGAGGAUGUGGCUGUGAACUUCACCCUGGAAGAAUGGGCUUUCCUGGAUCCUUCACAAAAGAAGCUGUAUAGAGAUGUGAUGCGGGAAACCUUGAGGAACCUGGUCUCAAUAGGAGAAAAAUGGGAAGAUCAUGACAUUGAAGAUCAGUACAAAAGUCAGGGGAGAAAAUUAAGAAGUCAUGUAGUAGAAAGACUCUGUGAAAGUAAAGAGGGUAGUCAGUGUGGAGAAAACUUCAGCAUUAUUCCAAACCUCAGUCUGAACAAGAAAACUAAUAGAAUGAAACCACGUGAAUGCAGUGUAUGUGGAAAAGUGUUUACACGUCAUUCAUCCCUUAAGAGACAUAUGAGUUAUCACACUGAACGUAAACCACCUGAGUAUCAGAAAUAUGGCGAGAAGCCAUAUAGAUGUAAAGAAUGUGGUAAAGCCUUUGGGUAUCUCCAAUUUUUAGAGACCCAUGAGAAAAAUCACAAUCGAGAGAAAAAAUAUAAAUGUGAGGAAUGUGGGAAAGCAUUCCAUUCCCGUGCAUCCUUUCAAGCACAUGAAAGAAUCCACACAGGAGAAAAACCCUAUGAAUGUAAGGAAUGUGGGGAGGCCUUCAUGUGGAGCACAGGGUUUCGAAGACACAUGGUAACACACACUGGAAAUGCUUCAUAUACAUGUAAGAAAUGUGGGAAAGCUUUUAAUUGUUCCUCUUCAUUGCGAACACAUGAAACAACCCACAGUGAAAAGAAACCCUAUCAGUGUAAGCAAUGUGGAAAAUUCCUUAGAUAUUAUCAUACUUUUAGAACACAUCAAAGGACUCACACUGGUGAGAAACCCUAUGAAUGUAAGCAGUGUGGUAAAGCCUUCAGUUGUCCUAGUUCUUUUCGGAAACAUGAAAGAAUUCAUACUGGGGAAAAGCCUUAUGAAUGUAAGGCAUGUGGGAGAACCUUCAGAGGUCUCUCAAGCCUUCGAGCACACAUGAUCACUCACACUGGCGAUGGCCCUUAUAAAUGUCAGGAAUGUGAGAGAGCCUUCAUUUCUCCUAGUUCCUUUCGAAUACAUCAAAGGAUUCACACUGGAGAGAAACCCUAUGAAUGUGAACAAUGUGGUAAAGCUUUCAAUUACUACAAUUCCUUACAGUCACACAGAAGAACUCAUACUGGAGAGAAGCCCUAUGAAUGCAAGGAAUGUGGGAAAACCCUCUCCCAUCAGCAAACCUUAAAAAUACACAUGCGGCUGCACACUGGAGAGAAACCCUAUGAAUGUAAACAAUGUGGUAAAGCCUUCAGAUAUUACCCUUCCUUUCACAAACACAAACGAAUUCAUACUGGAGGGAAACCCUUCGAAUGCAAACAAUGUGGUAAAGCCUUCAGUCAUCACAAUUCCUUACAGUCGCAUGGAAGAACUCACACUGGAGAGAAACCCUACAAAUGCAAGGAAUGUGGGAAAGCCCUCUCCCAUCACCAAACCUUGAGAGUACACAUGAGGCUGCACACUGGAGAGAAACCCUACGAAUGCUCACAGUGUGGUAGAGCUUUCAGAUAUUACACUUCCUUCCAAAAGCACAAACGAAUUCACACUGAGAAGAAAUUUUAUGAAUAAGGAAUACAGAGAAGCCUUUAGUCAACCAACUUCAGUUUGAAAAUGUUAAAGAAGCCACACUGGAGAGAAAGCCUAUCAGUGUAAACAAGAUAGGAAAACCUUAAGAUAUUUACAAAGUUUGCAAACACAUGAAAGGAUUCCCAUAGAAGAGAAACCUUGUAAACAAUGUGGGAAGUCCUACAAAAAUUAUACCUCCUUAGAAAUGCAUGAAAGAAUUCAUACUGAAGAGAAACCCUGUGACUGUAAGGGAUAUGGAAAAGCCUUCAGAUGUUACCAGAGGUUUUUAUUUAUUUUUGAUGACUUGAAAAAGAUCAGAGUGGAGGGAGUAUGGUAAAGCCUUCAUUUGUCACAAACCAUUUGAAGAGAGUGCACACGGGAAAGAUACUCUAUAAUGUAAAAAAAAGUCAGAAAACUUUCAGUCAUUCCAAUUCCAAAAGAAUGAAAGGGCUCACUGGACAAAAACUCCUGAGUUAAACAGUUUUGGAAAGAUUUCAAUGAGCCCACAUCUUUACAUGUAAAAACUCACAUUGGAAAGAAAUAUAAGUAAUAUGAGAAAGCUUGAUGAAAAUUAAUCUAUGUGUAAUCCUUCAGAAGAAAAAGUUGUUAUUAAAGUUGGAAAUACAUUGUGUUUAUCAA